CAAAAAUCCUAUUCCUGUAUGAGUGAUCUAAACAAGAUAUAUAGCGCCCGCCAGCCAUAUACAUUAAACAAAGACAGGCAAAAGCUAAUAGCACUAGCCAAGCGAUUCAUUAUAAUUAACCCACACAUAUAAAUACAGGCAGGCAAUGAAUUAAUUUGGUUUUCAUGCUGCAAUAUAUACAAGUUGUAGGUGGUUGAUAAUAAAAUAUAUAUUUUUCUUUUUUAGAAAAAAAAAUGAUAGGGUGGGAAGAUAUAUACAAAGUGGUGGUGUCGAUGGUGCCGUUGUACGUUCCACUCGUUUUAGGGUAUGCUUCUGUUCGUCGGUGGAGAAUGUUCAAACCCGAGCAUUGUGACGCCAUCAACCGUUUCAACUGCUAUUUCGUUAUACCUUUCUUCACCUUCCAUUUCACAUCGGGAGUCAAUCCUUACCGCCUCAACUUCCGAUUUCUGGCUGGUGAUGUCGUGGCAAAAGCUAUCGUGGGCUCGAUUUUAGCCUUAUGGGCCAAUCUUUGGAGAGGGGGCAACUUCUCGUGGGCAAUUACGUCAUAUUCCCUCUCGAGCCUUAAUAACACGUUGGUCGUGGGAGUCCCGUUGUUGGGCGCUAUGUAUGGGCCGGUUGGUGAGGAUUUAGUAGUCCAAUCGUCUGUCAUUCAGGCACUCAUAUGGUUCCCAAUUUUAUUGUUCUUGCUCCAGCUCAGACAACAACAACAAAAACAAAAACAACAACAAGAACAACAAAAUGUCGAUCAAGAAAAUCAAAACGGUGAUAUAACUGCGGUUGAGUACACCGUUGGAUCAACGAUGAUCAAAGUUUGGGCAAAGCUUGCAACGAAUCCCAAUUGUUACGCAUGUGCCCUUGGACUCGUUUGGUCUCUCCUUGCAAAAAGGUGGAAUUUUGGGAUGCCCGAUAUAGUGGAAGGAUCGGUUUUGAUUAUGGCCAAGGCGGGGAGUGGUGUGGCCAUGUUCUCAAUGGGACUGUUUAUGGCACUUCAAGAAAAGGUGAUAGCUUGUGGUGUGAAAUUGAGCUUGUAUGGGAUGCUUCUAAGGUUCGUGGGUGGACCGCUCACCACAGCAAUUGGUUCCCUCGCUUUAGGGCUGAGGUCAAAUAUCCUCCGUAUUGCCAUCAUCCAGGCGGCUCUACCAGAAGCCAUAACAGCUUUCGUAUUUGCUCAAGAAUAUGGGUUGCACGCCAACGUACUCAGCACAGCGGUCAUUUUCGGUACUAUUGUAUCCCUUCCUCUGUUGAUCGCGUAUUAUGCCAUCUUAGAUGUUGUCAAGAUAUGACCACAAUUUUGACUUAAAGAGACAGGCUCUCUAGUUGGCCGGCCUUGUACGCUGCAUAUGACCACAGUUUUGACUUAGAGACAGGCUCUCUAUCUGGCGGGUCUUAUACGUUACAUGUUUCUGAUUAUCUAAUAUUUACUUUCAAAUAAUUUUAGCAGUGGUAGUGCUUGUAGGAACAUGCUACGUACAGUCUUGUAACGGAAUCACUUCUUUAUAUAAAACUCUAAUAAAAAUUUGUCACUAUCACUUUUGUUUGACUAACUCAUAUCAAAACUAAAAGAUCUAUUAGAUUAUACUCAAUCGAGGAACUAUUUCACAUGUAGCAUUUCCCUUGCUUUUAUACAUAGUAGAGAGUUCAUUCUACUAUUUUAGACACACCGGGAAAAAAAAUUUGAAAUCUUAACAAUUG
Striga asiatica is the source of this 1692-nucleotide messenger RNA. The record is from the annotation of a GenBank genome assembly. Lineage: Eukaryota; Viridiplantae; Streptophyta; Magnoliopsida; Lamiales; Orobanchaceae.